Messenger RNA from Ilyonectria robusta, 1668 nucleotides. RefSeq lists its product as uncharacterized. The record is from RefSeq and is a predicted model, not a curated record. The transcript is spliced from 2 exons. Lineage: Eukaryota; Fungi; Ascomycota; Sordariomycetes; Hypocreales; Nectriaceae. Bases 1 to 1668 code for a protein of 555 amino acids.
AUGGUCACCAGUCUCCUAAACACCACCUCCAACCCCGUUUCACCGGGCUCCUCCAGCCCGCCCCUCGACCAGUCCAAGAGCGCCGACUUCGUCCCUCCCACCAGACCCAGCAGCACUCCGUUCCCACAUCCCGACCACCGGCACUCGAAACCAUGCUGCCUUACCGACUCCAGAUACGGCGACGACUGGCAGCCCUCUCCCGAAUCCCUCGCGGUGUCCGACAGUGAGCCCCGCCCGCUCCCUCUACCUAUCACGGAUUUCAACCGGCUGCCCAUAGAAGUGCAUGAGGCUAUCUUGGACCACCUGUUCGGCUACCGCGUCUCGGCCACUUCCCGGAGCGCUAUGAGCGUCUCCUGUGUCACAAAGAGCUGGGGCACGGCGCUGCGCCAUUCGCGGAGGAGGGAACUCACCGAGUUGGCGAGAGUGAGCGAGGUCUGGCGCGUUCUGGUCCAGCAACGGCUCUAUCGCCAUGUCAAGCUCAAGGCCACUGUGGAUUGUCUCGAGGAUGCGAUGCUCCAUUUCGCACAGCACGAGUAUCUCCAGUCGUAUGUUAAACACAUCGAGAUCUGGUUCCCCGUAUUCCAGCCCACAUACGGCCCGCUAGCGCUAUCGAAUACCCUGUCGCUGCCCACGGUUACGAUGGAAGGCCUGACGAACGCAACAUACACACUGCCGGGCAAUAACUGCACUUUGGAGGAGGUAUUCCAUUUUGUGGUACAAGCGUUACCACAAGCAAGGGUUUUGACACUCGAGGGUGGAGAACGACGAAAGGCGCCAAGGGUCCUACACUUCCACGAGCAACGAGCUGAUCCGACAUUUCACAAGGCCCUCCCGAUUCUGGAAUCGGUGCAGACCCUGGUGACCCGUGGUCAAUGGAAUUUAACGAGGGAAAACCAAGACUUCUCAGCAGUGCUUAAUGCCUUGCCGUACCUCGCAGAAUGGCAGAGCUCAUACAGCAAACCCAAGUCGAAGAGUUACAUCACCAUGUCCGAGUUCCUCCCGCAACUGCCUCACAACAUCUCCAACCUCAGCCUCUGCCUCGAGAGUGACUACCGGCGCGAAGGUGUAAUGCCCGCCUUCUACUCCAAGGUGAUUCAGAAGACGCACAUCUGUGUCCGCAUGGCCGAAGCACUGCCCUCGCUGGAGCAUUUUGCAUACACUGGUCGCGUCUGUCAUCACUUUUUUGAGAUGGCGAUGCGGUCGACGGACCCGCGCACAUCAAGACUCAAGUCUAUCGACUUGACGGUAAAGAAUUGCUGUCGACACAACGUGAGCUUCCAUGAGUCGGGUUCCGGAAUCCAAGACAUGGGGUUCAUCGAUGCGUUUGAGAAAUUAGUCAUCUCUGGGAUUCGAUCCAUGGAAAAGCUAAAAGAGGUGGUGUACUUGAGGAUUCGGUUUGUAGACCUUGACUCUGUACUUCCACCUCUAAAUCCCUUUUUCCUCAUGCGGAAUGGGGUAUGUUCCGGUGUCUGGAGCGACAGGAUUCUGACAGAGAUGGCACGAGUGAGGCCUGAGACAUCCUUUACAGAACUGAGCGAAUCCUUCGGGAAUAUUGUCUACGGCAAGGAAGGGCGAAUGGUCAUCACCCCGGAGUAUCCACGGACACGGAUUACGUCACUAAAAUUGACAAACUACCGGUCCCUUGCGGCGGGCAUCACAAUUCAAUGA